GCAGGUUGUCGAAGUGGGGCGAACGAUUAUUUUGAUUGUCGGUAUAAAUCGUAUAGAUAGAAUAAUUGGCUGCAUGAAACAUGCAACAUGAACUGAGUAGCGACAGUAACAAAGGCAACUUCGUCCAGUAGAGGUAGGUCCCGUUUUGUCACCUGUAAACAUUUACAGGGAACUGUGGCAGUCGCGACAGUUCCAGCUGGUUCCAGCUACCACAUCUGUCAUUCCGAGACUUACCCGGAAUUUUUGCACCCAACCACGUGAAGUUUCGCUCCACGAAUAGCACAGCGACGCAAUAAUUAAUUAUUAAUUGCACAGCAUAUGUCCGUUAAAUCGACAUCAAGGAAUCAUUGAAUUUUUAUAGAAAGAAGAAAGGAAAGAAAGGGAAAAAGAAGGUCAAUGAGUACCAGCUUCGUAGGGAUUUAAGGAAACAAGCACACAGAAGAGAUACCGAAUUGGAUGAAAAGAUGGAAAAAUCUAAACAGGAGGUAACGCAAUAUCCCGAAGAAAUCAGACUUGGCGGCAUCGAGGGUGGCGGUACUCAGUCCACCCUGGUCAUUAUGGAUGGGAAAGGGACACCGCUGACGGAAAUCAAGGGGCCGGAAACUAACCACUGGGCUCUAGGUAUGGAUGAAACCGCCGCUAGGAUCAACGCGAUGGUCGAAAGAGGAAAGGAGCAGUUGGGAAUCCCGGAAUCGGUUCCUUUAGAUAGCUUAGGUCUUUGUUUAAGUGGAUGCGAGGAGGAGGAUACGAAUCGUCUUCUCGAAGAAACGAUACGAACGAAGUAUCCGAAUGUAGCAAAGAACUAUUUUAUCAGUUCAGAUACAUUGGGUAGCCUGAGAACCGCCUUGGACACAAGCGGUAUUGUUUUGAUCGCUGGCACUGGUAGUAACGCGCUGAUGAUUAAUACCGACGGAAAAGUUGUCGGAUGCGGAGGUUGGGGUCACAUGAUGGGAGACGAAGGCAGUGCUUACUGGUUGACAUAUCGAGCCUGUAAAUACGUAUUCAACGACAUCGAUGGCCUUAUUCCCGCUCCUGAACCGAUCAGCUACGUGUGGCCGGCUCUUAGGGUAUUUUUCAAUGCAUCGGAUAGGAAAGACAUGUUGCAACAUCUCUAUGUGAAUUUCGAGAAAAGCAAAUUCGCAGGCUUCGCCAAGCAGAUCGCGAUCGGUUGCGAGGAAAAAGAUCCGCUUUGUAUACAUCUGAUGAAGGAAAAUGGGGUGUUACUUGCUAAGCAUGUCGUGGCUCUAGCGAGGAAAGCCCAUAGUACACUGAAAUUAGGCCAUGGUGGUCUGCAAAUUAUCUGCGUUGGAUCAGUUUGGAAAUCAUGGGAACAUAUGAAGGAUGCUUUCCUCAAUGAAAUUCACGAUUCGAACGUUAUAGACGAGCUAACGUUACUUCGUUUAACAACCUCGGCGGCUGUAGGCGCCUGUUACGUCGCCGCUGAAAAAAUCGACUGGGCAUUCACAAAACCGUACAAGGAUAACGUUGAAACAUUUUACCAUUAUAAUCGAAAAAAUUAUGUAAAGCCAGUGGUGAAGAUUGAAUCGAAGCCGAUAUUAGUACUUUGUAAUACCGCCAAAGAGAGUUGAAAUACCGGAAACCAAAAUUUUCGAGGAAGUUCUAGUGUACAGCGUACAAAAUGGAAGUUGCAGAAUUAAUACCAAGAAAACGACUCUAUAUUAUAAUACACGCUGUUAUCCUGAAAACAUGAAAAUAAUAUAUUUUGUACCUAUUUUUUAUAUGAGCAUGAAAGGAAA
Molecule: messenger RNA, 1757 nt
Organism: Dufourea novaeangliae
Lineage: Eukaryota; Metazoa; Arthropoda; Insecta; Hymenoptera; Halictidae
Gene: Nagk
Product: N-acetyl-D-glucosamine kinase
Exons: 7
Coding region: 465-1589 (374 amino acids)
Molecular function (GO): N-acetylglucosamine kinase activity
Source: RefSeq, a predicted model, not a curated record